Gadus macrocephalus (Pacific cod) is the source of this 4649-nucleotide messenger RNA. RefSeq names its product proteoglycan 4. The transcript is spliced from 4 exons. Lineage: Eukaryota; Metazoa; Chordata; Actinopteri; Gadiformes; Gadidae. Bases 507 to 2303 code for a protein of 598 amino acids. The record is from RefSeq and is a predicted model, not a curated record.
GUACUAGUUACACCAAUAAAACGUGUGUCCAUGAGUAAUCUUUUCCUUAAAAUUGUUUUGAUGACAGCCAACUGUGUUUGGAUAACAGCAGUAGACUACACCUGAAAGUACCCACCUUCUAGCCUCGACGACUGAAUGGGUGGAGUACUUUCAGCUCAGAGGGCUUGCCACCACUCUCGCUCUAUCACCACAUUACGCACAAGGAGCCUACAGAAGUAACACCCGGUCUGAGGAUUGCGCAGCGGACCCAGCUCAACUUUACUUGUUGGAAUUUUCUUCCCUAUGGCCUUGUGAUGCGACCCCUGCUAUUUGACAAUGAUGUGGUUGUUGACGAUCGGUUGGACUCUACAUGAGAACAGAAGAUCAGAUGAUCCUUGAGUGUGAGACCAGACAGACACAGCAAGACAGGGGUUGGUGGGGGGAUAAACAUACAGGAACAGGAAGAAGAAGAGUGGAGGAGGAAGAGUGUGAAGUCCGGCAUUGGACUGAGGUCAGAGCAGGCCGCCAUGGACGUCCAACUGCGGGGGAACCCUCCUCACAGCUACGGUGUCAGCAGGACCUCAAUUCCUCAAGAUAACAAGAACCUGCAGCAACUAGAGCAGGAGUGUCUCCAGUUCUUCGAGUCCACCAUCGACUCCCUGGAGGAGAGCUUCGAGGACGGCGAGGAACAGAGCCAGCAAGCGCUCACGUUGGCCAGCGCCCCCUCCUCCUCGCUCAUGCCUGUGCGCAGCUCCAGCCCGGGUGCCCCCUCGCCUCUCCAGACCAGAACCCCCAACCCGAGGGACAACGACAUCAUAGACCUGGUUCGGCCUGAGCCAGAUCUCGUACCGACCAAAGAGGCCUUCUUCAAUCCCGCCAUGCCAGAUUUUCAGAGUUUAGCGGCCAUCCCCAGCAGCCACCAGGACAUGAAGCCGAGGCAGGACCCAGGGGACAUGAAGGCUUCUGAGUACCAUCCUCCCCUUCCCUCCGGGAGCAGCUACCGGACCCCCGACGGCCGCUCCAGCUACUGCCCCCCGGGCUGCGUCCCCACCCCGGUCCUGAUAGCCCAGAAGUUAGCGGAGAACCAGGGCGGAACCACCUCCAACAUCGGUCCCUCUUCUCUUCAUCACCGGAAGAGUUUUGAAUUAGACAAGCCCACCAGCCUGGCCGAACACACAGUCAAAUAUGGCCCGCCCACGUCCUCAAAGCCUACCCGCUUCCCGGCCAACAUCAAUGUCGUCCAUAGCAACAAGGAGGCAAACCAGACCAAUGUGAACAUCCAUGAGAGGCAGGCGCAGAUGCUGGCUAACCUCCCGGGGGCGUCUCAGUAUCCGGGCCAGGAAGAAGUGCCGCCCCCGGCCACUCAGAAGGGAAGUAACCUGCCCUCUCGAAGCGUUUCCUUUAGGGACCCCACACCGAGCAAAUCCAGGAUGGAGGCCCUGUCCAAACUGGGCCUCAGGGGCCGCACCCACUCAGGGGGGGACGCCCUCUACGUCACGCCCCAGAGCCCCACCUCGGUGGCAUCGGCCCCACACCUCCCGAAAGACUUGGAGAGCAGCAUGAGCGUCCCAGCGGUGCAACGUCCCAGCCGGCCCGCAGCCAGUGAGAUCAAACCAGACAGAAAACCAGACGCGGUGCCGGCAGACUUCAUCAGCAGCAGCAAAGACCGUCCUGUCCAUGUAAAGCCUUCACCUGUGGAAGAAGUCCCAAGAAGCAGCUACCACCGGGUGCCAGUUGAAAGCAAGCCAUCGCCAGUUACCCAAGCGCCCGAAGUUCCCUCUUUUGACUUCAACAGUUACGGGGGCAAGACGGUCGUGAUCAACCCCACCGUUCCCACCAAGGGGGACAACUUGCCUGCGCCGGACAGCCCCAACGGCAGAGCCCCGCACUCCAGAGCGGGCAACAACGCCUACGGGGGGAAGUCCACAGUCAUGUCCCCGCGCUUACAAAGGAGCGACCUGCCAGACAUCCUCAGCGCACACCACAUCAACCAGAGCCUGCCGCUGCCGCCGCCGCCUACCGCCCAGGAGCUCAACAGCUACGGCGGGAGGACCGUGACAAUCAACCCCUCGGCCGGCUCCAGCCCCCAGGCUAGGACGGCCAGAGCUUCGGCGCCAUCCACGGCUCCUAAACCCCUGCGGCACAGCUCCUCCGGGAACCUCCAUCGGCCACGGGCCACCUCCCCGGAGGCCAGGCGGAAGUCCACGACCUCCAAACCCGCCGCGGCGUUCCGCGCGCAGGGAAUCACUGUGCAGUUCUCGGGGAAGGGGGCCAUGGACGAUUCUCGGCGGGCCGCCCUGAGGAAGCUGGGGCUCAUGAAAUAAUCUGGCUGAAUCUGGAAGUCGCUGCGGCGCUUUCGGUUGACUUGCGAUAUCCUUAACGUAUUGUUUUUUAGGUUGAUUUGAGUGUGUGUGUGUGUGUGUGUGUGUGUGUGUGUGUGCGUGUGUGCGUGCGUGCGUGCGUGCGUGCGUGCGUGCGUGCGUGCGUGCGUGCGUGCGUGCGUGCGUGCGUGCGUGCGUGCGUGCGUGCGUGCGUGCGUGCGUGCGUGAGAGAGAGAGAGAGAGAGAGAAAAAGAGAGAAAAAGAGAGCGAGAGAGGUGUGGUGGCAGAGAGACAUAUGCUAACAAUGGAAUGAGGUACAGUCUAGGGCCUGUGUUACCUGAACAGCCGGUUCUCAGUUCCUUGCCAGUGAAUUCUUACAAACUAGUUUGGCAUUAGGUCGCUACACACGCACACACACAUACAAGCACACGCACACACGCACACUCACACAUACACAGAUAUAGAGAUACGUACACGUAUCAACUCUGCUGCGCUGUGUUGCCAAAGAUACUUGACUAAGAUAAUACAUGAAACGUGAGAUAUAUUUAACCUGAUUUUGGGAUGUAAAAGUAAAGCCUCCCCUUGUCCCGGGAAGGAGCCAAGACAUCAACAAAAGGACUGACAUUUGAUCUCUGACCCAUCCUUUGUGCACACCAGCUGCAACAGGUUUUCCUCUGACACCAAGAGCUGCUUGUUUGACAUCGUCCAUAGGAAGUUGUUGUUGCUGCAUGGUAGAGGUUCUCAGACAAAACAAGAGUCAGGUGUGCCCUGGUUUACGACUGAGAACAGGUCAUUUGUUUGACUUUACUUAUUUGGGCAUUGUUGGGAUACGAGGGCAUUGAGGGUUGUUGUCAACAGCAACAAUGUGUUGUGCAUUUGUUGCUGCGGGGCGCAUGUAUACGUGUUUUUGUUUUACCCGCUGCUGCUUCGAAGUGAGAGUGGAGGUUAAUGAGAACCCUGUGAGAACCCUUUCUUUGAAGCAUUUUGAAUCGGCAUUAGUUAUAUAUUGAUCAAAACUAUGAUAAUUUUUUUUUUUUCCUAUACUGUUAUCUUUUUCUUUAAAUACAAUGAUAUAAUACCUAUCAGGUUCCUGGCAGGACACGAAGACACAGAGGAAAAAACAACCAAACACAGAACUCCUGUAUUUCAUGACUUUCAUGACCCGACACCGUCGGGUUCAUUAAAUGUACAGUGCUUUCUGUUUCCGCCACUGUCUCUGCGCAGGAGGAGGGAGUCUACCCCUGAUUCAGUGAUGUAGGGACAACACGGACUGCGUUAUUGCAUUACUGCGUUAGUUGGAAAACGCCCGGGGCGAAAGCAGCAGUGUGUUGUGCUGAACAGAGUUGGCAUCAGGAUAUUUUUACUCCAUUGACAACCUUCCCGCCCCAAACCACAGACUGUGGAAUGACUUGUGGGGAGAAUGUUGACUUCUGCACUUCCAACGUUGACUACUGCACAGCACCCAUCAGAAAAGAACACACAACGUCACUCCAGUGGCCGACAGCACUCACAGUGCAAGCGCUGUAACCGCCAUCUCUAGAAAUACAUGUGGGAUAAUCUCUGUUGUUGAAGACUAUGCUUUACAGCCUUUACAUGUGUUAUUUAACUGUUGUUUUAACCAGUGCCCAGUGGUACCCUUGCUUCUAUGAAACCUUGUGUUUGUCCCUGUGUGAGUGGGUGAGUGUGCAUGUACACAUGUGUUCAGGCUGUGUUUGUGUGUAAGCCUGUUUGUGUGUGUGUGUGUGUGUGUGUGUGUGUGUGUGUGUGUGUGUGUGUGUGUGUGUGUGUGUGUGUGUGUGUGUGUGUGUGUGUGUGUGUGUGUGUGUGUGAAUGGCCGUGUUGAGUGUGUGUGAUAGUAUGUGUUUUGUUCGUUAACUGUUUGUUUAGCAGUUUAUUUUACUGUUUAAUUCAGACUCCGGUUCUUGUAGGUAACCUACAUUUAUUAUGAAGUACUUUAUUUUUAUUUUUAUUUUUGCACAGGCCCAGCUGUUAGCUUGCUAUUAGCUUGGCCUGUGCUAGAAUCGUUGCGACUUUUGUUUUACAGACUCCGACCUUAUGUAGUUCAUCUACAUUUACUAUGAAGUAUCAAAUGGUGCAUAGAGUAGAAACUGACUCACACAAGGGAAAUCAUACCUGAUCGGCUAACAGGUCUACAGACUGGGGCACAGUUAUCACAGAGAAGUGGUUAGGGUGUUUGGGAGACAGAUUCACUAUCCAGAUGCUGCUCCUGCCAUGGAACAGAGAACUCGAUUUGAUCUUAUUGUUAUAAAGCUUACAAUGUGUAUUACGCAAUUUCUAUGAGGGUUUUAUGUUUUUGUCAAUUAUUAAAGAAAGUAAUGCUCUUUUAAA